AUGCGAGCCUCAUAUGCUAAGAUGACCCUGCAGGAAAUUGAGACUUGGGUGCAAGCUCUCGACGCCUAUGAUAACCAGGAGUUUGAGGAAUCCUUACGCUGUUUUGACCAAAUUGCCGACACUUCCAAGAUCUUGUUUAACUGUGGCGUGAUCUAUGCCACGUUGGGCGAGCAUGAGACAGCAGUACAAUGUUAUCAAAAAGCAACCGGCCUGGACCGCUUCCUUGCUAUUGCAUACUUCCAGCAGGGCGUGUCUAACUUUCUGCUGGGAGACUUUGAGGAGGCAUUGGCAAACUUUAACGACACACUCCUGUAUUUGCGUGGGAACACAUCUAUCGACUAUGAACAGCUAGGCCUCAAGUUUAGACUCUAUUCGUGUGAGGUUUUAUUCAACCGUGGCCUAUGUUACGUCUAUCUUCAACAGAUGGGUCCCGGACUACAGGAUCUCGAAUACGCCGCAAAGGAGAAGGUGACCACAGAUCACGAUGUGAUUGACGACGCAAUCCGCGAAAAUGCAGAUGGAUAUACGGUUUUCUCAAUCCCUGUGGGCGUGCUCUAUCGACCAAACGCAGCUAAAGUCAAGAAUCUCAAGACCAAAGAUUACCUCGGCAAGGCCAGGCUCGUUGCGGCUGCUGAUCGUCAACAAGGAUCAAAUUCUCAAUGGCAACCCAUGGCUAUCCCCAUACAAACUGUCCCCGAAGGCCGCGAGGGCAUCCCCUGGACAGUGUCACAUCUGGUUCAUAAGAAUUUGAGCAGUCGCACUCGUCAACAAUCAGAACCACCAAUGAACCGUAACGUUUUCCCGCCCACACCACCCCCAGACGACCGCACUGCCUCCAAUGGUGCCGCAAGUGGAUCAUCGCACCAUCGCACCUCCUCUCUCCGAAACGCUCGUCCACCCCAAUUAGAUCUUGCUCAGACCAAGCCAAACUCAGACCAGCGGCUAUUCGCAGAGGUUGCUACUGGCGUAGAAAAGCCCCGUAUUGGCACCACACGAACCGCCUCCGAACCCCGCGGUCCUUCCGGGAGACACUAUCAAAACAUGCGUGGCUUCGGCGGGGAGUCCUCAGCUGGUGGUCACCGACGCAAUCUCAGCGACACUAACUAUACUCCCGACCCCGAGCACGCCAAUAACAAUUACACUUCUGCAACGGCCCAAUCCAACUCCUGGGGCCGCAUGCCCCGCUAUCAGCCACCGCAAUACAUUGAUGAGGAAGAGGAGUACGGCAGCGACGAUUGUGACGGCUCUCCGGUGAAAGAUGGUGGCUUCGAGAUUGUGGUCAACGCGCCACCGUCUACCAAUUCGCCCAGUAAGCGCACACGCUCACCACGGCGCUACUCGCGGCGGCCUGAAGUUACCAAGUUCCGAACAAAGGUACAUGCACCGGACGAUAUUCGAUAUAUCAUGAUCGGGGCGACUGUGGAGUAUGCGGAGUUCGAAGCGCGAAUCCGCGAGAAGUUUGGAUUCCGGGGCCCGCUGAAAGUGCGAGUCCAAGAUGACGGCGAUAUGAUUACUAUGGUGGACCAGGAGGACUUGGAUUUAUUGGUUGGUUCCGCGAGGGAUAUUGCAAGGAGGGAAGGUAGCGAAAUGGGGAAGAUGGAGGUAAGAUCUUGGAUUUGUUCUGUCCUUUUCCUUGGACGAUUUCGUACGAGACCGUGA
Molecule: messenger RNA, 1659 nt
Organism: Penicillium macrosclerotiorum
Lineage: Eukaryota; Fungi; Ascomycota; Eurotiomycetes; Eurotiales; Aspergillaceae
Product: putative PB1 domain protein
Exons: 3
Coding region: 1-1659 (552 amino acids)
Molecular function (GO): protein binding
Source: RefSeq, a predicted model, not a curated record